ACCAAUAAAACGAGUAAAACAAAACAGUUGUGAAUUUUAAGGGGGUUCAGUUUUGCAAACUAAUCCUUCUGAAAAAUAUAUUAUUAGAAUGGCAGAAGAGGCAAUAUUCGAAUAUUUACAUUCCGAAAUUGUGAACUACACCCUGACAAAAGAGACCAAUAAGGAAAAUGACCUCUCGGCGCUCGAAUACAUCGGUUACUCGACCGGCUACCGGAUCAUUGAACGGCUCACUCGCGAAUGGCCGCGCUUCAAGGACGAACUCGAUACCAUGAAGUUCAUUUGUACGGACUUUUGGAGCUCGAUCUACAAGAAACAGAUCGACAACCUUCGGACGAACCAUCAGGGCGUGUACGUCCUGCAGGACAACGCAUUCCGAUUUCUGACCAGACUGUCGUCCAGUUCGCAGUAUCUUGAGCAUGCCCCUAAGUUUGUCGCAUUCACGUGUGGAUUAGUUCGCGGUAGCUUGGCAAAUCUGGGUAUUACGAGCACGGUAACGGCUGAGGUGCAGACCAUGCCAUCGUGUAAAUUUCAUAUCCAAGUGAAUCGAGGAUAAUUUAGUCGGAUCUUGAUAAAUGAUAUUCUAUUUAUUUUGAAAUCAGAAUUAAAAUAUUCAACAAAACAAAA
Molecule: messenger RNA, 624 nt
Organism: Armigeres subalbatus
Lineage: Eukaryota; Metazoa; Arthropoda; Insecta; Diptera; Culicidae
Gene: Trs33
Product: trafficking protein particle complex subunit 6b
Exons: 3
Coding region: 89-553 (154 amino acids)
Biological process (GO): regulation of GTPase activity; endoplasmic reticulum to Golgi vesicle-mediated transport
Cellular component (GO): cis-Golgi network; trans-Golgi network; TRAPP complex
Source: RefSeq, a predicted model, not a curated record